Molecule: messenger RNA, 864 nt
Organism: Tetrahymena thermophila SB210
Lineage: Eukaryota; Ciliophora; Oligohymenophorea; Hymenostomatida; Tetrahymenidae
Exons: 1
Source: RefSeq, a predicted model, not a curated record
AUGAAUAAAUAACUUUAAAUGAAUUUAGAAUUUGUAUUUCUACUUAAAGAAUACUUUGAAGAUUUGAUUCUAAAUAGAUUUUAAGAGAAAGAAUACUAAGUUCUGAUUAUGAACCCUUUUAAAAUUAAAAAUAGUUAACUUAAUAAUAUCUACUUAGAUACUCUAUUAGCCAAAUAUCAAGUAAGAACGGAUUGUUUUAACAGUGAAGAUUAUAAACUCUCUUCAUUUAUAGAAGAACUUGAGAAUUUCAUUUAGCAAUAUCCUAAAACAAUUAUUUAAGUAUUUUAUCUAAUUGUUUACAUUUUUGAAGAUACUGGACAUGAUUGCCCAUCUAAUGGACGCUGUUGUUUGUGCAUUGAGCGAGAUUCAUAAUAUAAUAAAAAUUGGAAUUUGGUAGAUAUAGAUUUAUCUUAUAUUUCUAAAGUAAAAAAUUUAGAAAUAUAUUCAUAUUCCUAAAAUAGAUAUAUUUACAAACUUCUAAUAGAUUAUGAAAAAUCAGAUUUUAGAGUUUAUUCUGAAUAAAAUUUAUCUAGAAUUUUAAAGUUUAAAAAAUCUUGUUUAGAAAUCCAAGAAGAAAAAAGUGAUUUUUCUGACGAAUAAUCAUAAGAAGAAAGUGAUUCUUAGGACGAAUACUCAGAAGAAGAAAAUAAUUGUUCAGAGGAUUACUCAGAAGAAAAAAAUAGAUUAAAAUAUAUACCUAAUGUAUUAAAUGAUAAAUACUUGUUUGUCCAUAGAUAUUAUGAAGUUUUAGCAGAAUAAAAAGACUAAUGCUUUCUAAGAGUAUUGAUUUUCAAAAAUUUGAAAAUUUAAAAACUACUAAAUCUAAGUUUAAAAAACUUAAUGGUAGAUUUAUUCUACGACUGA